Fonsecaea nubica is the source of this 1014-nucleotide messenger RNA. RefSeq lists its product as hypothetical. Gene Ontology annotation, molecular function: oxidoreductase activity, acting on the CH-OH group of donors, NAD or NADP as acceptor. NCBI's taxonomy places the organism in Eukaryota, Fungi, Ascomycota, Eurotiomycetes, Chaetothyriales, Herpotrichiellaceae. The transcript has 5 exons. Bases 1 to 1014 code for a protein of 337 amino acids. The record is from RefSeq and is a predicted model, not a curated record.
AUGGCAAAAGAUAGCCGCCGAAUCCCACAAGGGGGAAAAGUCCUCGUAACUGGCGCAAAUGGGUACAUCGCGUCGCACAUUGUCGAUGUCCUCCUCGAGGAGGGCUACAACGUGCGCGGCAGCGUGCGGAGCGAAAGACCCUGGCUCAACAAACUCUUCGAGGGCAGACACGGCAAGGGUAGAUUUGAGACGGUCAUUGUGACGGCCUUGAAUGCUGAUGGCGCUUUCGACGAGGCUGUCCAGGGUGUUUCGGGGAUCAUUCAUGUGGCGACAGAUCUCUCCGACGUGGACGUCGUGAUCCCUGGCGUCGUUGCUGGCACCGUCAACCUCCUCAAGGCGGCAGCCGCGCAGCAGUCUGUCAAGAGCUUCGUCCUGACGUCGUCGUCUACCGCUGCUCUGAUGCUUCAGGAACACAAACGAAUAACUGUCGAUGAGAACACCUGGAAUGACUCGGACGUGGAAGCCGCGUAUCGCAAAGAUAACCCUGAAGAGCUGAAACCCUACUUUGUCUAUGCCGCCUCGAAGACGCUGCAGGAGCGUGAGUUUUGGAAAUGGGCAAAAGAGAACAAUGCGAGCUUCUCGGUUAACAGCGUCUUACCCGACAUGAACUUUGGUGAGAUCUUGUCGCCAGAAAUCCCGGGUAAUACAAUGGCUUGGCCCCGUGAGCUCCUGAAGGGCAACGACUAUUUGCCCAAAAAGUUCCUACCACAAUGGUACGUCAAUGUCCGAGACGACGCUCGAGUCCAUGUUGCGGCGUUGCUUGAUCCGAAAGUCGAGAACGAACGGCUUUUCGCGUUUGCAGGACCCUUCAACUGGACCGAUGUCAUCAAUAUCUUGACCAAGCUCCGGCCGGAUAACGACAAAAUCCCCAACCCUCCACCGAAUAAUGGCCGUCCCUUGACUGAUAUCAAGGGGAGGAAGAGGGCAGAAGAUCUCAUCAAAUCAUUCUUCGGCGUGGCUGGGUGGACGAGCUUGGAGGAUAGUCUCGCCGCGGGCAUUGUGGACUUGAAGUAG